AUGGGUAAGGGUACUCCAUCUUUCGGUAAGCGUCACAACAAGUCCCACACUUUGUGUAACAGAUGUGGUCGUCGUUCCUUCCACGUUCAAAAGAAGACCUGUGCUUCUUGUGGUUACCCAUCUGCUAAGACCAGAUCUUACAACUGGGGCCAAAAGGCUAAGAGAAGACACACUACUGGUACCGGUAGAAUGAGAUACUUGAAGCACGUCGCUAGAAGAUUCAAGAACGGUUUCCAAUCUGGUACCGCUUCUAAGGCUUCCGCUUAA
Molecule: messenger RNA, 267 nt
Organism: Nakaseomyces glabratus
Lineage: Eukaryota; Fungi; Ascomycota; Saccharomycetes; Saccharomycetales; Saccharomycetaceae
Gene: RPL37A
Product: 60S ribosomal protein eL37
Biological process (GO): translation
Cellular component (GO): cytosolic large ribosomal subunit; ribosome
Molecular function (GO): RNA binding; structural constituent of ribosome
Source: RefSeq, a predicted model, not a curated record